This is a messenger RNA of Homarus americanus (American lobster), 1321 nucleotides long. RefSeq names its product cytoplasmic tRNA 2-thiolation protein 1-like (gene Ctu1). Gene Ontology annotation, biological process: tRNA wobble position uridine thiolation. Gene Ontology annotation, molecular function: tRNA binding. Gene Ontology annotation, cellular component: mitochondrion; cytosolic tRNA wobble base thiouridylase complex. NCBI's taxonomy places the organism in Eukaryota, Metazoa, Arthropoda, Malacostraca, Decapoda, Nephropidae. The transcript has 8 exons. The coding region runs from base 167 to 1249 and encodes 360 amino acids. The record is from RefSeq and is a predicted model, not a curated record.
CCACCAACAAGAACGGGUGUGUGUUGACGUGCUGCGGCCGACCUGCUCCUACCAGUCAAUCAUCUGUAAUUUCCACGUGAUUAUAUAGAAUUUAUACAAGUUAUUUGAAUUUUAAACAUAUUAGGAAACAAUUACAAAAUAUAAGACAGUAAGACUGAGUGACAAGAUGCCUAUAAAGUGUAACACAGGAUGCCAAAAAAAUGCUGUCUUGAAGCGGCCUAAAACAGGAGAUGCACUGUGUAAGGAAUGCUUCUUCUGGGCCUUUGAAGAGGAGGUACAUCACACAAUCACUGCAGCAAAGCUCUUCACUCCUGGGGAUUAUGUUGCAAUUGCAGCAUCAGGUGGAAAAGACUCAACAGUUUUGGCAUACAUUAUGAAGUUACUGAAUGAUCGAUAUAAUUAUGGACUCAAAUUGGUGUUGCUCUCUGUUGAUGAAGGAAUUACUGGUUAUCGUGAUGAUAGUUUAGAGACGGUAAAGCGCAAUGAACAGCAGUAUGAUAUCCCUCUGAAGGUUGUGUCUUAUGAGGAGUUGUAUGGGUGGACAAUGGACCGUAUUGUGCAGGAGACUGGCCGUAAAAGCAACUGUACAUUUUGUGGAGUGUUCAGAAGGCAAGCACUAGACAGAGGAGCCACUUUAUUGGAGGUUGACAAGAUAGUAACAGGACAUAAUGCUGAUGACAUUGCUGAGACGGUCUUAAUGAAUAUUUUACGAGGUGACAUUGCCAGACUUCAGAGAUGUACUGCUCUUGUAACUGGUUCUGAGGGUGCUAUCUCAAGGUCCAAGCCAUUCAAGUACACAUAUGAGAAGGAGAUUGUUAUGUAUGCAUAUUUUAAGAAAUUGGAUUAUUUCUCAACCGAGUGCAUCUAUUCUCCAAAUGCCUAUCGGGGAUAUGCCCGAGCUUUCUUGAAGGAUUUAGAGAAGAUUAGGGCAACUACCAUCAUUGAUAUUAUCCAUUCUGGUGAGUGUUUCUCCGUACGUGAGGGCAUCAAGCUCCCAACUCAGUCAACAUGUGAGUGUUGUGGCCACAUCUCAUCUCAGCCUAUAUGUAAAGCCUGUGUACUUCUCGAGGGUCUCAACAAAGGCAAGCCAAAACUUGGAAUCGGUAAGACCUCAAAGGUCCGAGAGCAUAUGAAUGAAAUUAUAAAUGAAAAACUUGGAGAUGAACCAAAACAAAUUCCCCAGACCACCAUUACUGAUGCAGGGAUCACCGCUACUCACCAUAAUAAAAAUAAAAAUUUAGAUUUUUGAUGACAUGAAAUUUUUUUAAUACCUGUAAUUUUAAUGUAAAAGUAAUAAACCUACAAAUAAAUGUUUCUUUUA